CCAGCCAUGCCAAUCACUAAGGUCCAGCCUUUCAUGAAUGAGGAGAAGACAUGGUGUGGCCGGUUGGUGGCUCGCAGGAUGGAGCUGCUGAUCGGAGCAUUGGUCCUCAUGGUGGUUAUUCUCACGCUGGGCAUUGGGCUGGGAGUGGGUCUUAGCUGUGUGGGUAAGUUCCGCUGUGGUACGUCUUCUCGCUGCAUCAGUGGCUCAGCGCAGUGUGACGGGGUGAUGGACUGUGAGAAUGGGGAGGACGAGCUUAGCUGUGUGCGUUUGAGUGGAAAGAGUUCAGUGCUCCAGGUGCUGAGUGGAGGUGUGUGGAGGACUGUCUGCUCUGAAGACUGGAACUCUGCUCUGGGCCUUUCUGCCUGCAAGCAGCUGGGAUACUCCAGGUAUGUGGAGUCCCGCUCUCUCCCCCUCUCUGCUAUAGAGCAGGACUUCCAGCAAAACCUGGUGUCAAUCAACCUGAGCCAGUCGGGCCAACAGGCCAUCAAGAUUCACAACGCCACCAGCCUCAGUAAGACUCAAUGCAGCUCAGGGACGGUGACCACAAUCAAAUGCCUGGAGUGCGGCUCCAGACCCCAGUUCAGCAGUCGUAUUGUUGGGGGUAAUGUAUCAGCACUGGGCCAGUUUCCCUGGCAGGUGAGCCUACACUUCCAGAGUGAACACUUGUGUGGAGGCUCUGUCGUAGCAGACAACUGGAUACUGACAGCUGCACACUGCGUGUAUGGGUUUGCUUUCCCCUCACUGUGGGCAGUGCAUGUAGGGUUGACAGAGCAGCCGGUGAAUGGGGCUCAGGCUCUGGCAGUACAGAAGAUUAUUUACCAUGGCCGCUACCGGCCCAAAGCUCUAGACUAUGACAUCGCUCUGAUGAAGCUGGCUGAGCCACUCACCUUUAACGGUCUAGUGGAGCCCAUCUGCCUACCUAACUUUGGGGAGGACUUUGAGGAUGGGACCAUGUGUUGGAUCUCAGGCUGGGGGGCCACUUCAGAUGGGGGUGACGCUAGCGAUUCGUUGCUCUCUGCCCGGGUCCCACUCAUCUCUUCUAAGGCGUGCAGCACGCCAGGCGUCUACCAGGGCUACAUCUCCCCCGGGAUGAUCUGUGCAGGAUACCUGGAGGGAGGAACAGACUCCUGCCAGGGAGACAGCGGGGGACCUCUGGCAUGUGAGGACUCAGUGUGGAAAUUGGUGGGGGCCACUAGCUGGGGCCAGGGCUGUGCUGAUAGGAACAAACCUGGGGUCUACACCCGCGUCACCCAGUCCCUGAAGUGGAUCCACCAACAGAUGGAGAAAGAAGAGGAGCUGAACCCCUCUGAAGUUAGUACGGACAACUGA
This is a messenger RNA of Oncorhynchus masou masou (cherry salmon), 1329 nucleotides long. RefSeq names its product transmembrane serine protease 3a (gene tmprss3a). The coding region runs from base 7 to 1329 and encodes 440 amino acids. The record is from RefSeq and is a predicted model, not a curated record. Gene Ontology annotation, cellular component: membrane. NCBI's taxonomy places the organism in Eukaryota, Metazoa, Chordata, Actinopteri, Salmoniformes, Salmonidae. Gene Ontology annotation, biological process: proteolysis. Gene Ontology annotation, molecular function: serine-type endopeptidase activity; protein binding. The transcript has 12 exons.